GAUUGCAGUUCCACACAAGCACCUUCAAAUAAAAUUCAAGUAUCGAAGAAGAAGAUGGCUUUAGGUGUUCCUGCUCUUCCGUUGACAUACGUGGCUCACGUUCUGGCAGUUGUUGCCAGCGUCUUGGUCGUGGUCUGGGUCGUCAAUUUCAGGGGUGGCUUGGCUUGGGAUUCUGAUAACAAGUCCCUCAUCUUCAACAUUCAUCCAGUUCUUAUUGUUAUUGGCUUACUAGUUCAUGGGGGUGAAGCUAUUAUAAGUUACAAAGCUUUUCCCCUAAAGAAGGAAGUGAAGAAAUUGAUACACCUUGUUUUCCAUGCCAUCGCAUUAAUACUUGGAAUAGUUGGAAUUUAUACUGCCUUCAAGUUUCACAAUGAAAGUGGGAUUGCCAAUCUCUACAGCUUGCAUUCAUGGCUUGGAAUUGGGGUUAUUGUCCUUUAUGGCAUUCAGUGGAUAUAUGGGUUUGUGAUCUUUUUCUUCCCUGGUGGGACUCCAGACAUUAGACGCGCCUCACUUCCUUGGCACGCGCUAUUUGGGCUGUUUGUAUUUGUCUUGGCUGUGGGCACUGCUGCUCUUGGGUUUCUGGAGAAGCUCACUUUCCUUGAGAACUCAGGAUUGGACAAAUAUGGUUCUGAGGCUUUGCUUGUCAACUUCACUGCCAUUAUCACAAUCUUAUUUGGUGCCUUUGUUGUGUUAUCUGCUCUAGCUGAUGCUCCCCCAGCCCCUGCAGCAGAUGACUAUGAAGCCAUAUAGACACUUGUAAGUUUGUAUCAUAUUUUUAUUUUAUGGAAUAAUCUCAUGUCUGCUAUAAAAGUUUGUAUUGGGAGUUGGAGGAAGGAAAUAAUUUGUUGUUUGUAUUCUUGGAUCUAAAGCUUGUAUUUAAUCAUCAAUUUCAAUAUAUUAACCCUAAAAUGUGAAAUUAGUCAUUGGGUUAUAUCAGUUUUUCUUUUUGUUUUGAACUUUUCCUUGAUCAGCAGUUGAGAUUAGCUCAUAUAAUUUGUGUGACAGUACAUUGAAAAUUCAGUGUAUCUUGUAAUUUUAUUCCUUUGUGAAGAUAUGUACACAUCAUAUAUUUUCACGUUUA
Messenger RNA from Glycine soja, 1081 nucleotides. Its product is annotated as transmembrane ascorbate ferrireductase 1-like. Gene Ontology annotation, molecular function: oxidoreductase activity. The record is from RefSeq and is a predicted model, not a curated record. Lineage: Eukaryota; Viridiplantae; Streptophyta; Magnoliopsida; Fabales; Fabaceae. The transcript has 4 exons. The coding region runs from base 55 to 750 and encodes 231 amino acids.